AUGGUGGCAUGGAAAGAUGGAAGGGGCGAUUGUAUCAUAAGAUGUUUUGGAUGUGGCAAUGUUGUCUGUAGAAGGGCAAGACGGGCCAUGCUUCUAUCCAAUGUAAAGAUCGAAGUAUAUUCGGCAAAUGUUCCCACAGAAUGUGUGAAGUGUGUAAGAGACGGUUACCUGGCAUAUUCAUGUCAGUGUAUUGUUGUUGAUGCAGAAUGUAGAUGUUGCCGAAUGAUUCUAGGAUAUCAUAUUUUACAUCCAUGCAAGUUAUGCGAAGAGAUUGGAGGCAUCAGACAUGCAUGGAUCUUUGAUACAAGCUCUGUCAUUUCCUCCAUCAGAAGGGAAAGAUCAGAGGCUUGCUUGAACGUGUCUGCAGCAUGGAAUGGGGAAGGAGACAACGAAGUGAAGAUAAGAUAG
Encephalitozoon intestinalis ATCC 50506 is the source of this 408-nucleotide messenger RNA. RefSeq lists its product as uncharacterized. The record is from RefSeq and is a predicted model, not a curated record. The transcript has a single exon. Gene Ontology annotation, cellular component: cytosol. Bases 1 to 408 code for a protein of 135 amino acids. Lineage: Eukaryota; Fungi; Microsporidia; Unikaryonidae.